AUGGAUGGAAACAACAGGACGUUCUCCAGUGACUUUACUCUCAUGGGGCUCUUCACUCACAAUAAAGCCUCAGGAUUCCUUUUCAGUGUCAUUUGUGCCAUCUUCUUCCUGGCUAUGACAGCUAAUGGGAUCCUGAUCUUCCUCAUCCACACAGACCCUCACCUCCACACCCCCAUGUACUUCCUCCUCAGCCAUCUCUCCUUCAUCGACAUGAUGUACAUGUCCACCAUCAUGCCUAAGAUGCUGGCUGAUUAUCUUGUGGGCAAGAGGACCAUCUCCUUCAUUGCAUGUACAGCCCAGUACUUUCUCUACAUGGGCUUUGUCGGGGCUGAAUUCUUCCUGCUGGGGCUCAUGGCUUAUGACCGUUAUGUGGCCAUCUGCCACCCUCUCCACUACACUCUCCUCAUGAACCAGCGGGUCUGCUGGGUGAUCUUGGCCGGCUCUUGGUUCGGUGGUGCUUUGGACAGUUUCCUCCUCACCCCCAUCACCAUGAGUCUCCCAUUCUGUGCCUCCCACAAGAUCGAUCACUUUUUCUGUGAGGCACCCACCAUGCUGAGGCUGGCCUGUGGUGACAAAGCCGCCUAUGAAAUGGUGAUGUACCUUUGUUGUGUCUUAAUGCUGCUCAUCCCCUUCUCUGUGGUGAUUGCAUCCUAUGCCCAGAUCCUUAUCACGGUGAGUCAGAUGAAGUCGGUGGAAGGGAAGAAGAAGACCUUUGCCACCUGCUCGUCACACAUGAUGGUGGUGGCAUUGUUCUAUGGGGCUGCUUUAUACACGUAUAUGCUUCCCCAAUCCUACCACACUCCAAUNCCUCGCUCAGAUUAUCAGUUGCAAACCAGUGUCAGUCUUGUGGAGGCUCUCUAUCCGGAGGAUCUCUGUUGGUCUCUCGCCACCGCCUCGUUACCGGGGACCAAAAACACAGGGCGGGAGGAGGGAUCCCGGACCAGCCGGCGAUAA
Galeopterus variegatus (Sunda flying lemur) is the source of this 954-nucleotide messenger RNA. RefSeq names its product olfactory receptor 2T6. Bases 1 to 954 code for a protein of 317 amino acids. The transcript is spliced from 3 exons. NCBI's taxonomy places the organism in Eukaryota, Metazoa, Chordata, Mammalia, Dermoptera, Cynocephalidae. Gene Ontology annotation, cellular component: membrane. Gene Ontology annotation, molecular function: olfactory receptor activity; G protein-coupled receptor activity. The record is from RefSeq and is a predicted model, not a curated record. Gene Ontology annotation, biological process: G protein-coupled receptor signaling pathway.